GCUCGGGAGCCGGGGGAAGGAGUAGAGUUGCUGCCUUAGACAUUGUUGCGGUUGGCGGCUGUGUAAGGAGAAACAAUGUUUCCUCAGUGAUCGGCAACUGAUUAUAGUAAUACGGAGCUGGGCUCAGUGCCGACACUCUGGACUGGAGCGAGGAAGGAGUGUUCUCUUUCAUGAUGAAUCUUACCGCUCGAGGCCAUUCAGAUCAUUGUGUCUUUGCUGCCUCUUUGAAGGGCUGUUCAAUUAGACCCACUCGUUUCUAUUAAGCGUCAGUCGUCAACUCAGUGGGCGGAAAAGUUGCCUCUUGAGUCAGAAGGUUGUGGGUUCAAGUCUCUCAAAAUCCAGGCUAGCACUCUGCUGCGGUACUGAGGGAGUGCCGUACUGUCAGAGGUGCUGUCUUUUGAAUGAGACAUUAAACUGAGUUAUGGUCUGGCCUCCCAGGUGGAUGUACUGGGUACUAUUAGGUGAAAAGAGGGUACACAAUAGGUUCAGUUUGUCCUCCAACCAGGAUGGUGGAAGAAUCUGGCGGCAGCAUUAAUCAUCUGGCAGCAGACAAUGUGCUAGGAGCUGUUAUUUCAUAAAGUGCCUUGGACAAGAGGUCACUUCACUGAGAACUGAUUUGGUUCAUAUUUACACAAGUGGAUGUGGAGGUGCAGACAGGAAACGUUUUCAACCUCAGCUAGUGAAUCUUAUGGCUAAGAGAAUGAAGCUGACUUCAUUGGGGAUUCAGCAGAAAGCUUUUGCCUACUCCAUGACAACACUCGGAUCUGGCUUAAUGAACAGCCUGUUUAGCUUCUAUUAUGUGAAGCUCUUUUUAAAUCGAUACAGAAUUUCUGAAGGAAUGUUCCACCAGGCACAAGUUGUCUUCAUGCUAUGGAAUGCUUUCAAUGAUCCACUUUUUGGCUACUUUCAAGAUAACGCCAAGUUUUCAUGCUGUGCUGAGCGGCGUCUCUCCAUACUGUAUGGUGCACCGUUUUAUGCCAUCGCCUUCCUUCUGCCCUGGUUCCCAUGGCGUGACUACCAGGAAGGUGACUGGCUGUGUGGGUUGCAGCUGGUCGUUGCUCUCUGUGCUUAUGAUGGGAUGUUGACAUUUGUCCUCUUGGCACAGUGCGCACUCUUUGCUGAGAUCUCAACCAAACACGAGAACCGACUGGAGCUCAUCAAAUACAACCAAGUGGCAUCCUUGGUCGGAUCUUCAAGCGUCCUUUUCUGUGGCCUUAUCUCAGAUAACAUGGAAAAUAUUUUCAACUUCCAGGUAUUUGUCCUUUGUGUUGCCAUGCUGGCCUUUGGAUGCAUGUACUACAGCGGGCUACACUGUUUCAGUCAGUAUGAGCAAGUGGAGAGACUGGAGAAGGACAAGGUGGAGAAUGUCCCCAAUCUCUCUUGGACUUCUGUGUUCUACCUGACCAAACAAAUUGUAAUGCAAAAGAACUUCCUGCUUUUCAUUGUCAUGAACUUUUUCCAGGUUUUCUACCUGGCAUUCCUGAACAAUUUCAUGCUGAUAUUUGCAGAUCAUCUGAUUCCACAGUACCUGCUUCCAGCUUUUGUAAAGAGCAUAAUGUAUGGAGCUGGAUUCAUCUGUCCCCAGCUUUUGAUUCUCAGUAGUCAAUCAUUGUUGAGGAAGUUUGGCUAUUACAAAAUCAUCCUGUUUGUCUUCUACUCGGAACUGUUGAGUGCAACAGUCAUGCUGGGAUUGGGCCCUAGUCAUUACUAUCUGUUGUCUAUCUUCCUCGUUGCAAACAUGGUGAUGGUAUCUGCCACAUUCAGUCUCUUCAAUCUGCCCCUAGCUGAUAUUAUUGAUGCUGACUUUCGGAAUUAUAAACGCAGUUUUCCACUGUCUUCCAUGGUAUUUGGUACCAAUGCUUUGUUUACUAAGCCAGCGCAGUCACUGGCUCCGAUGCUGGUAGUGACCAUUCUUAACCAGUUUGACUAUGAAAAGCUGAAGGACAACUUUACGUACUCAGAGCAGAGUGCUCUGCAGGAUCUGCAUGGGGCCAUGUUUUACCUGAUCUGCCUGACUCCAAUAUGCAUUGCAGUUCUGCAGAUUCUGGCAUGGACCCCAUAUUCCAUUCGGGAUAGCCACACCGACGUUGCAAAAUAUGUUGAAUCCUAAAGACCAACACUCUACUGUGAGGAACCACUGUGGGAUAACUGAAGAUCUUAAAGCCCUUGAGUUAAUCUUUCAUACUGGGGAUCAUAAUAUUAGGUGCUUUUGUGAUUCAGAAGUGGUAGGAUGUUUUUAAUUUCUUUCUUCUUCAUUAAUGGGGUAUGGGUGUUGCUGGCAAGGCCAGCAUUUACUGCUCAUCCUGAAUUGCCCCUGAAGGUGGUGGUCAGCUAUGUUCCUGAACUUUGCAGUCCAAGUGGUGUAGGUACACCCACUGUUCUGUUAGGGAGGGAGUUCCGGGACUUCUCCCCAAUGACAAUGAAGGAACGGCAAUAAAUGUCCAAGCUGGGAUGGUGUGUGCCUUGGAGCUGAGCUUGGGGGCAAUGGUGAUUCCAUGUGUCUAAAAGCAUAAUUAGUUAAGGAGUGACCAUUUAAAGGACUCGGCCUCUGAAUGAAGGUGCUUUAUAUAACUAGGAAGGUGACACUGAAGAUUGGUCAUUCAAUGUGCCUCGUAAGAUUUGAUAUAGAAUUUUUGCUUUGAUAUGAUUCUCAUCCAGACCCCCUCUACACCUCAUUUGGCUACCCUUGUCUUACAUGUUAGGGGGCGUUGGUUUGGAAGGUGCUGUUGAAGAAACCUUGGCAAUUUGCUGCAACGCACCUUGUAGAUAGUACACACUGCUGCCAUUGUAUGUUGGUGAGAGUGAAUGUUUGACCUGGUGGAUGGACUCAGACAAGCGGACUGCUUUGUCCUGGAUGAUGCUGGGCUCCUUAAGUGUUAUUGUGGUUACCACAUUCAGGGAAAUGGAGAGUAUUCUGCAUAUUGAAGAGUACUGUCAUAGCGUACAAUGUUUUUACUGGAGCCCCACGACAAAAGCAUAAUUAGUUAGGGAGUGACCAUUUAAAGGACUCGGCCUCUGAAUGAAGGUGCUUUAUAUAACUAGGAAGGUGACACUGAAGAUUGGUCAUUCAAUGUGCCUUGUAAGAUUUGAUACAGAAUUUUUGCUUUGAUAUGAUUCUCGUCCAGACCCCCUCUACACCUCAUUUGGAUUUGAAAAGUUGCUUUUUCUCCAAUAAAAUUUUACUGACACUCCCCAGAUUCAGAUUAGACACAUUGAUUCUCUAUUCCUUUGCUGUGCCAAAUGUGUAUUCCUGUACUGCUCAAUAUGUGUAAUACCAUCUUUAAUGUGCGCUGGAUACAGCCUUUGCUGAGGGAUCUUCAUAAUCUUUCCGAUGUCAAAUCUUUAGCAAAAAUUACAUUCCAUACUGAUUAUAUAUGUAUUUUUAAAACUGUCAUAAUUUUGUAAAACUGCACAAAAUAGACCAGAAUUGUUUCUAGAAAUGGUUGUUUUGAAAAAAUAAAGAUGGGUGAGGAUAAGAGACUGUCUUUUCAGGUCAGGCCUGGAUUGGAAUUGCCAGGUGAAUGAUCAUUCCUAUCAGCACCUCUAAAGUGAGUUUUUUUGACACUACUGAGAAUAAGUUAAAAUGGAUACAUUCUUUGGAUAAGCUGCAUUUGUCAUUCUGAGCCAUUUUAGUACAAUGUAUUGAUUAAACUGCUUUGUUCACCAAA
Messenger RNA from Carcharodon carcharias (great white shark), 3668 nucleotides. RefSeq names its product major facilitator superfamily domain containing 13a-like (gene mfsd13al). The transcript has 8 exons. Bases 689 to 2110 code for a protein of 473 amino acids. NCBI's taxonomy places the organism in Eukaryota, Metazoa, Chordata, Chondrichthyes, Lamniformes, Lamnidae. The record is from RefSeq and is a predicted model, not a curated record.